Oryzias melastigma (Indian medaka) is the source of this 1898-nucleotide messenger RNA. RefSeq names its product gastrula zinc finger protein XlCGF26.1. Gene Ontology annotation, molecular function: RNA polymerase II cis-regulatory region sequence-specific DNA binding; DNA-binding transcription factor activity. Gene Ontology annotation, biological process: regulation of transcription by RNA polymerase II. The record is from RefSeq and is a predicted model, not a curated record. NCBI's taxonomy places the organism in Eukaryota, Metazoa, Chordata, Actinopteri, Beloniformes, Adrianichthyidae.
CUUCUGUUGUUUCUGUCCCCAGAUGUUCCACAGCAGUGUGUCUGGAUGGAGGUUGAAUGUCAGCUCAGAAUCCAGGAGAAGAACUCCAGUCUGGACCAAGAAGAACCAGAACCUUCACAGAUCAAAGAGGAACAGGAAGAACCAUGUGAUCAUCAGGAGGGAGAGCAGCUUGUUCAGAAUCAGGAGACUGAGAUGAAGGUGGAGUUUGAGUCUGAAUUUGAAGAAACAUCCAAAGUCUGUGAAGAUCCCACGUUUGAGAUGAAGGAGGAGACUGAUCAUGAGUCCAGCCUGCAGAACAUCAUCUGGAUUCCUGUCAUUAGGUUACAUAGGAUAGAUGUUCCACAGCUGCACGUCUGUAAAGAGGAGGAGAGGAUCUCCAACCUGAAACAGGAGGAAUCCGAGCCUCCACAGAUCAAGGAGGAGCAGAAGGAGCUCUACAUCAGUGAGGAAGGAGAACAGCUGGAACUGAAGCAGGAGAACCAGGAUUUUAUGAUCACUGACACCAAAGCAGAACCAAGUGAGACCAAAGUUCUGGAAGUAAACAGUCCCAUCAGAACCAGCAGUCACACUGAGAAUGUAGACCACUCUCCCACAUUAGAAAAUCCCAGUCUUACAGACACGGAGGAAAUCUUGAUCAAAUGUUGUGUUUGUGGGAAAACCUCCAGUGGUUUAUACGGGAAUCAGUCCCAAAUGAAGCAUCAGGAUGUAUUUGUGUCUGGUGUGACUCUAGGUCUUUGUGAACGCUGCAGAACCAGAUUAGAUCAAAAGGAUUCUGGGACUGUCCAGGUGGAAACUAUUUCAGAUAAGUUACAUUCCUGUGACACCUGUGGAAAGGUUUUUAAAAGAUUUAGUAAUUUGAAAAAUCACAUGAAAGAACAUCAAUGUGAUGAAGGAAAAAAACACAUGAAGAUUCAUAAAGCAGAGAAGAAACUUUCAUGUAAUAUAUGUGAAAAAACCUUUAGCCAGUAUUCUACUUUUGGAGCACACAUGAAAAGUCACUCAGUUGAGCGUCCUUUCACUUGUGAUUUAUGUGGGAAAGGUUUCAAAGAAAAUUCUGGUUUAAAACGUCACAUGAAGAUUCAUACAAGUGAGAAGCCACACACUUGUGAUAUUUGUGGAAAUUGUUUCAGAGAAAAGAAUAAAUUAGAUCAUCACAUGAGGAUUCAUACAGGUGAGAAGCCUUUCACAUGUGAACCAUGUGGAAAAUGUUUUUCAUUAAAGAGAAAUUUAAAUUAUCACAUGAGAACGCACUCAGCUGAGAAGCCUUUUAAGUGUGAAACAUGUGGGAAAUGUUUCGCACGGACUUCUUAUUUAAGUGCUCAUAGGAAAAUUCACACCGGUGAGAAGCCGUUUACCUGUGAAAUAUGUGGAAAAGCUUUUAGAUAUCAGUAUAAUGUAAUUAGGCACAUGAAGACUCACUCAAGUGUAAACAAUUUUACUUGCUUCACAUGUGGAAAAGUUUUACAAAGCAUCAGUAGUUUGAAAAAUCACAUGAAAACAAGCCCAUGUAAAAACAGCUUUGACAAAAAACAAAUGGAGUUUUAUAAAGCAGAGAGGAAACAUUCUUGUACAAUAUGUGAAAAAAAAUUCAGCCACAAUUGUCUUUUAAGGGAACACAUGACAAGUCAUUCAGAGGAGCGGCCUUUCACGUGUGAUUUUUGUGGGAAAAGUUUUAAACGACGUCCACUUCUAAAACGACACCUGAUUAUUCACACAGGUCAAAAGCUGUUUACUUGUGAUAUUUGUGGGAAAGAUUUCAGACGAAGCGGUGGAUUAAAUGCUCACAAAACAGUUCACUUAAGUGAGAAGCCUUUCAAAUGUGAUACGUGCGGAAAAGGUUUUGCAUUUCAGCAUCUUUUAGUUUGUCAUAUGAGAACUCACACAGGUGAGAAGCCUUU